Messenger RNA from Argiope bruennichi, 4905 nucleotides. RefSeq lists its product as uncharacterized. The transcript has 4 exons. The record is from RefSeq and is a predicted model, not a curated record. Bases 3670 to 4905 code for a protein of 411 amino acids. Lineage: Eukaryota; Metazoa; Arthropoda; Arachnida; Araneae; Araneidae.
UAAAAAUAUUUAGCUUUGUACAUUAAACAAAAUAUGAGCAUUAAAAUUAAUAGCAUAAAAAAUUAAAAUACUUUCCAAUGAAUAUAGCCAAAUUGCAAGAAAUAAAAUUAAAACUACAUCGAAUUUGUAUUCCGAAUAAAGCAUCAUUUUUAGCUUCCAUUAAGAAUUGAAAUGAAACUUAUAGAUCUUCAUUGUAAAAGCUUCUGAUCUAAGUGAACAUCAUCAAGGCAAGAAAGUGGCUUGUUGGUAGCUUUAGCUGAGUAAACUACAAUCUUGUGUGUUUUUAGGAAAUGGCUGGACAAGUAUUUCAUCCUUCCAAUGAUUUCUAUGACGUUAAGAAUAUUGGCGUCGAUGCUCCAAGAGCGAGAAAGAGUUUUGUGUUCUGUUCAAGGAUUCCUCCUACCACUGGUCUGCCAAAUUGAAUGACAACAAUACUGUUUUCCAAGCUGAACUCACCGCACUUCAUGAAGCAGUAAAAUAUACAUCUCAGUUUUUAAACAACAAUACUUUUCAAUAACAUGUUGACAAUAGAGCUUGUAUCAUGGCAUCUUCAGAUCCAAAGAGCACAAACCAAACAGCAAGAGAAAUUUUUGGUGUCCUUUCAAAAACAACAGUAAAAGUUUCAUGGAUUAAAGCACAUGCGGGCAAUAUAGGCAAUGAAAAAGUAGAUCAACUGUCAAAGGACGCAGCGCGAAAUGGGCAAUUUUAUAUACAAACAUUCUUAAAACACAUAUAAAAGCCCUCGUCUUGAUCUACUAUAUCAUAAAAAUAAAUGAACACAGAAUAAAUGUAUAUUUUUACACCUUUUAUCUCUCAGCAUUAUAUUUCUAAAUUUAUUAUUGCAAAUUCUAUUUCUAAGUUGAAAAAUUUUGUAAACGGUUUCAUCUUAAUAUAAUUCUGUAAUAGUUAGAAAUAGUUAUUUUUGUUUUUCUACUGUAAAUAUUUUGCUUAAAUAAAAUUCCUGUAACAUGCCCACCAAACCGUUCAGUGACCAGAAUAGUCACGGAUACGGGGUGGAUUGGGGUGAGACGGCGUUCUAUUCUGUAUGUGGAAUUGAAGCAUCCAAUUCAAGAGAGAUUCAAAAAAAUAAGCAUGAACUUAUUAUCAAAUUAGAAAUUAAUAAUAAUGGAAAUAGAAAAUUGAAGUUGAUUAUUGAUUUAGAAUUCUUUUUAUUUUAAACUAGAGUCAUUUUGAGUGAUCGUCCCGAAACUUUCUCGCAUACUUUCUAAUAAAAAGGUUGUACCCCUCUUCCUGCAUCAAAUUGUGGGCAAAGCUCUGAAUGCCCGAAAUGCUGAAGUCAUUAUUUUCAGAACCCCGCACAUUGGCUGCUUCUUAGAACAUUAAGCAAAAAGGGUAUUUAAUUAACAAAAAGAGUACUUUAUUUACUGCAUGCCACUGACUAACAAUAGCUAAGAAAAAGUUUAUUAUUAUCUUUAGUGAUGAAUCGCUGGUAGUUAAUACACAACAAUUAGAAAACCGAACAUGUAUUUUAGACUCCAGUUUCCGACUGAAACUAAAAUAAGUCACAGAAGUGCCAUUUUAGUCUCAAGAUUCCAUGCCAAAUUUCAUUCAUUGAAGGAAUAUCACUUUUGAGCUACCGCGUUUAAAUACAUGCGAAAAUACAGACCGUCAGAAGGUCAACCCCUGUUCGAAAUUGAUUCAAAAUACUAUACAGAUCUACAUUUUCGAUAUUUAAUUUCUGCACCAAAUUUUAUUCUUCUAGCUCUUUCCAUUUUGUAAUUAUCGUAUUCACUUGUUCCCGGACACUUGGGCAAACAGACUUCCUCUGAAUGGAUUUUGUUUGAAAUUUGAUAGAAAUUUACAAAUUUGUUGCGAAGUUCGUAUAUCAGAUUUCAUCAAUCUAGCUCAAAGCGUUUUUAUCGCGUACACAGACAGACAUACAUAAUUCCAAAAGUGCAUUUCAUCGGACUCAAGGAAGUUUGAAAAUUGUAGAUUGGUCAAACUCUCGAAUGCUUAUACAUGCGCUUUGGAUCCUUCAUAUAUGAGAAAACAAACAAACAAAACAAAAAUCUAUUGAUUUAUUUAAAGGAAUCUUGUUUCUCAAGAUGAACCACUCGUUUCUCGUACUGUGGGCUACUACUUUCUUUACUCACUGAUUAAGUAAAAGCAUUUUUUGAUUCUCAAAUUUAAAUUCGUACAUAACGCAUGCAAACACGUACAAGCAUAAUUUUCUCUUUCUCAACCAAGUAUCAGUUUCCGCCCCCUUUUUUUUUCUUUCAAAUAUGAGCAUCAAAUGCAUCAUUUCUUUUUCACCUUUUUUUUUCUUGACAUUUAAUAUAAAACCAUGUAGUCUCGGUUUUUGAUCGCUAUAAGAAAAAUCUGAUGCUUUGGAUGUGUUCAUAAUGUAUUUUUUUUAAUUUUGUCUUGUUCUUCUUUCAAUUUAUAAGAUGUCUUAUUGAUUAUAAAUGCUUUUUGGGCUUGAUAAAUGACGGCCCAUUUGAUGUAAACAGUAAAGUUUUGGCAACUGUUCUUUGCCUGAUCCGAGUAGCCUUUGGACAACAUCACCAAAAAUUUUCCUAAAAUUACCUACAAUUUAUUUUAGUAAAUUGUUGUCACAUAAGCUUCUAUCUGGGGCUAUAAUAAUAAAUUUUGCUACUUGUUCUAAAACCGCAAAAGGAUGAUCAGCUUUUUGUUAAAAUAUUUAAUUGUGAUAUUAAAAUACAAAUGCUCGUUCUGUAGCUACAACCAUGCUGGAUUUUCUCUAUAAAAGGAUUCAAUAAACUGCAUUUACAUUUUGUAACAUGAGUUCCUAUUUUACUUCCCAAAUAUUCAUUAGAAUUUGAGUCAUGACACCAAUCAAAAAAAAAAAAAUGAUGGAUAGAAUACGGCAAAUUUCCUCUAAUUUUACCUUUAAUGGCUUCAAUUGUAUAUAGAAUUUCAUACAUUUUUCCAUCGUAUUUGUAAAAGUUGAAAAAAUGUGUGGGUCAACUGAAAAAUUUCCAAAUGACACUGUUGGUGCCAAUAAGUCGGCAGAACGCUCCACCUACUAAUUUUGUAGCGCCAAGUGGUGAAAUGAUAUAACCUUUUGAGUGUGUGUGUGAAUAACACAGAGAGAGUGUGUUGUGAGUGAAGACAAUAAAGCAAUGGGGAUACAGUCCAAGAGUUUGUGUUUCAUUUAUAUGUGAUUGAGUUUUAUAAAAACUGAGCUAUCGUGGGCCUAAACAUGGUCCAGUUCGUCGAAGACGACUAUGCAUCUAUUGUAUAGUGAUUCAUUAUUUGAAAUGUGGGAUUUAUUAGUGGAGAUAUUGUCGAUGAUGACGAACUUGGUGCGAAUAUACCAAGAAUGAGAACUCUUGUGGAUAACUGGUCUCGAGUGACAGCAGUCCCAGCAAAGAGGUAUGGGCAAUAUUAUCCUUGUGAGUUAUUAACUAAUUAAUUGCCCAAGAUGAAGUUAAUUUUGUUUUUGUUGAGUUAUAAUUAAUUUCCUGAGAUGAAGUUAAUUUUGUUUUGAUGAGUUAUAAUUAAUUUCCCGAGAUGAAAUUAAUUUUGUUUUUGAUGAGUUAUAAUUAAUUUCCCGAGAUGAAGUUAGUUUUGUUUUUGAUGAAUUCUAAUUAAUUUCCCGAAACGAAGUUAAUUUUGUUUUAAUGAGUUUAGUAUAAAAUUGGGAUAAUAUUAUUCUCGUUAAUUAUUUUGAAUUAUAUAUUUAAAAUGGCGGGUUUAGCAAAAUUAAAGAAAUAUGAAUUAAAACUUGUUGCUGAGGAGAUAGGUUUGGUUGUUGCGGAAGGCAUGAAAAAGAGUGAAAUAAAGCGUUUAAUUGAGGAGAGUGAUGUGUUCAAAAAUGACAACGAAGUUGUUAAAGAUGCUGUAGAUCGAGUAAUAGGGAAUAGAAACCAAAAAUCCGAUCAGGACAGUGAAAUAGAACUAGAGCGUCUUAGAUUAGAGAGAACUAAAAUAGAAUUACAAUUAGCGCAAUUAAGAGCUAAUGAAAACAGUACUCAGACUUCCGUUAAUGUAGAGUGUAAAACCGAACCAAAAAAGUCGCUGGAUAGCUUAUUAAAGUCAGAAUAUUGUGUAUUAAACCACCGAGCAAAGCUCAGGAUUGGGGUUUCUUUUUUUACUUCGUUAGAGAGAGCACUUGGUACUAAAAAGGUUCCUGAGAAGUUUAAAGCAGAGAUUUUAUUAAAUUUAUUAGGAGAAAGAGCUUCUAAUAUCCUAACUUAUAUUGCUGAGAAAGUUUUAAAUAAUUAUGAAGAAAAUAAAUCAAUUGUACUAAGAGAAUUCGAGCCAACAGCGCAAGCGGUUUUAGAGAAUUUUAGAAAUGCUUCUAGACAUAAUGAAACUCGUGUGCAAUUCGCGUCACGCUUAAUGACGAGUUUUGAAUAUUAUUUAAAAUUAAGGGGUGUUACAGAUUUCGAGACCCUAAAACAAUUGAUAGUUUCGGAUAAAUUAUUCCAAACGCUGGACAAAGAAACACCAACUUGUAUUAAUAUUAGACAAAAUCAGCAGUGGUUUAAACCUCUCGAGUUAGGAAAAGAAUGUGAUCUUUAUUUUGCUUCCAAAGGCAAAACCAUUAAUGAGACGAGAAGAGAGCAAAAUUAUAGCAAUAAAUUUAAGCCGGCAUCAAAAGUAUUUUUUAAUGAAAUGAAAAAUAGAAAUUGCGAUUUAUGUCUAAAGAGCGAGAAUCAUCCUUUGUAUGCUUGUCCUCAAUUUAAGAUACUUUCGGUUCUUGAACGCGUAGAGGUAGUGCAAAAUAAAAACGCCUGCUUCAAAUGUUUAUCGCUUAAUUGCAGUGUUAAAAAGUGUUCGUAUAGAAAUUGUUUCUGUGGCAAAGCUCACAAUAAAUUAAUACACUUUUCGAGAGAAACAAAAAAUGUUUCGUCUUCGAAUGUAAAAACCGCUGAAGUCAGGGAAAAUUUCGGAUCAAGGUUCGGUUUCCCCCAGUGA